UGAGUUCCUGCUGACUGAUUCGCGAAGAAAGAAAGUGAUAUUUACCUCUUCAUAAUCUUGCUUAAACUUCUAUCAGCGUCGUUUAUUGUGCGUCCGUGUGUCGUCGUACUGUAUUUUCUCUAUCAAUCUUCUGUCGUGUGCGUCGUUUCGUGUAUGUUUAUUAAAUGGUGGCUUGUGUGUUCCCCGAGCAGUAAACCAACAAACUGAUAAGGGCUAAAUCCCCGUGUUUCUAUUCGAACAGCAGUGGUGAAAUCUGCGGUAGCUACCUGCAGCAGCCAAAAAAGCGAUCUGGAGAUGAGUAGUUACUCGUCUGCUUCACCGACCGGAUCGCCAACGGUUUCGGAAAGGAAUUACAACAGUGCCACCACAAUCUCCGCAGGAACGAACAAUGAACAAGUGAAAAUCAAUACUACGCCAAAGCUCCAACAGCGCCAGAAGCAGAAACCGAGCAACCAACAGCAACAGCAGGAUAUAGCAAGGGACGAGGAAGGUACAGGCACACAAAGUCACGCCGCUAUGAACAUCAACGAGUCGGACGGUGGUUUCAUAGAGACGCCUGGGCUGGGGGAUUCACAGGCGUCCUUGUUGAACGAAGAUCGACUUCGUCGCAAGCUGCAGUUCUUCUUUAUGAAUCCGAUCGAAAAAUGGCAAGCCAAACGUCGCUUUCCGUACAAAUUUGUCGUGCAAGUGAUAAAGAUUAUUUUGGUUACCCUGCAGUUGUGCCUGUUUGCGCAUUCCAGAUAUAUGCACGUGAACUAUACAUGGGAUAAUACGAUAACGUUUUCCCAUCUGUUUCUGCGCGGGUGGGACAUUACGAUGGAGGUGAGCACCUACCCGCCCGAAACGGGACCACUUUCCGUGUAUGUGAUAGCAGAUUUCUUCAACACCAUCGAUUACGCCAUCGACGGUUAUGCCAACCUUUCCGAAGCCAUCGGACCGUAUUCCUAUCCCAAUGAGGAUAACACGAUGCCUCCGAUGCGAUUGUGUCUGUACCGUUACAAGGACGGUACGAUUUUUGGCUUUAACGAAAGCUACGUUUUCAACCCGGAAAUAGACUCGCUCUGUCUCGAUUUGGACGGAAAUGUUACCACCGUUGGAAGCCGUGCUUUCCUGCAUCAAAAGGACAUUCGCAUUAACUUCUCGGCCUUAGUCAAAGCCGAACUAACAUUCGCCAUUAAAACGGUGAAUUUCAAAGCGGCUGGCCCCAUCACCGCACCGGACUGCUAUCAGUUCGAUAUUCUAAUUUUGUUCAACAAUCAAGAUCACGACGGACAGAUGACGCUUCGGCUGGAAGCGGACCCUACGCGGCUGGUUUGCCACGGCGAUGUGGAAUUCAUCAAAACGUCGGAAAUCGAAGAGGCCCUUCGGAGCACCCUGAACAUACUGGUUAUCGUGAUCUGUAUGGUGUCGUUCGCACUAUGCGCCCGGGCCAUCUUUCGGGCGCAACUGUUGCGCGUUAUCACCUGUGAUUAUUUCAAACAAACCUACGGUCGAGAUCUGACGACGGCGGGCAAGUGGGAGUUUGUCAACAUGUGGUACAUUAUGAUCGUCUUCAACGACGUUCUGCUGGUGAUUGGAUCCGCCCUGAAGGAGGAAAUCGAACGCAAACACUUCAUCGCAGAUGAUUGGAACGUUUGCUCGCUGCUGCUCGGUGUUGGCAACCUUUUGGUUUGGUUUGGUGUUCUUCGCUAUUUGGGAUUCUUCAAAACCUACAACGUUGUUAUACUGACUCUGCAAAAGGCAGCCCCGAAAAUACUGCGCUUUUUACUUUGUGCCGUUCUGAUCUAUGCCGGAUUCGUAUUUUGCGGUUGGCUUGUACUUGGACCGUACCACAUUAAGUUCCGCUCGCUGUCGAGCACUUCCGAGUGUCUGUUCUCACUGAUCAACGGCGACGACAUGUUCGCCACGUUCACCAUCAUGUCGGAGAAAUCCAUAAUGCUGUGGUGGUUCUGCCGGCUUUAUCUGUACUCGUUCACCAGUCUGUACAUAUACGUUGUACUGUCACUGUUUAUUUCCGUUAUCAUGGAUGCUUACGACACCAUUAAAAAAUACUACAAGGAUGGCUUCCCACCGUCGGAUUUGCGCCAGUUUGUCGGUCCGUACCAUUCGAACGAUUUCUCCUCCGGGGUGUUCCGCGAUGACGAGCACGACUACCUGUCGAUGAGCUUUCUCGAAUCGAUGCAGCGAAUAGUUUGCUUCUGGCGGGUCGACCAACGGCAGCGCGGACCGACCGGAUACACAUCGCUUCUACCAAAAGCUAAUUAAUUGAUAGAUGAAACAUUAGACAAAAACCAAGUUAAAUUGCCAAACUGUUUUACCAUUUAUUUUUUGUUGUGUACGAAACAUAUCGAACACGUGCGAUAAUUAGUUCAAUAAUACCUACCUAGAUAUUAGAACAAAAUGUUACAAAUGCGACCAAAAAUCCGCUACCUAGGCUCCAAUAAUAUUGCUAAACGGCUCACAAACCUAAAUACUAUUAAAUUAGUCAAU
This is a messenger RNA of Sabethes cyaneus, 2490 nucleotides long. RefSeq names its product mucolipin-3-like. The transcript has a single exon. Gene Ontology annotation, cellular component: lysosomal membrane; plasma membrane. Gene Ontology annotation, molecular function: NAADP-sensitive calcium-release channel activity. Lineage: Eukaryota; Metazoa; Arthropoda; Insecta; Diptera; Culicidae. The record is from RefSeq and is a predicted model, not a curated record. The coding region runs from base 295 to 2265 and encodes 656 amino acids.